Molecule: messenger RNA, 1059 nt
Organism: Sabethes cyaneus
Lineage: Eukaryota; Metazoa; Arthropoda; Insecta; Diptera; Culicidae
Exons: 2
Coding region: 1-1059 (352 amino acids)
Source: RefSeq, a predicted model, not a curated record
AUGGCAGAGGAAGUGAACGUAACAUCCGUUCAGCAACUGGAUCACGAAUUUCAAAGCUUACUGGAUUCUAUCGAUAAGCUUGCCCUGACGAAAACUGAAUUGUACAAAAUAUUUUCUCCGUUAAGAUGGCACCUAUUUCGGAACUACUGGAUUAAGAGAAUCAAGAUAAUUGUUUUGGUUAUAAUAACAUCAAUCGCUAUUUACUAUAUUCCUGUAUUAAAUUGGAACGCAUCAGCUGUUGGGAAACUGGCAAUGAUUCAAAUUUUACCAUACUGGGACUGGCGAUCACAUUACAAAGAUCGAUGUUUAGUGAAAAAUUUGCCCUGGCAACGGACUCACGAAGAUGGCAAAUUAUUUCGUACGAUGAAUCUGCUAGCUGAAGAUUGUAACGUUUGCGAGGCAGUAGACUCAAUACCAUCGGUGAAUCAAGUAACAUUCGAAUAUCUGAACGAUCAUCAUCUAUUAAGAAAUGUACCAGCGAUUGUUUUAGAUUCUCAUCUAAAGUGGUUCGAAAGAUCAUCGUCAAAUGUUACCGAAUUUAUUGAAGCGAUCGAGCCGCUGUUGCUGUCAAGACCUUGUAAUAUACAAUCGAAUAUGUUAUUUAAUGGUCACAGUUCUAGAGAAAUUGAUAAUGCACUUAUUACACUUUACGAAAUACUUCUUCGUUCGGAACCAAACGAGUCUUGGUUUGUGCAUUUCAGGAAUUGCCAGCUGUCAACUGUUAAGCAUACCAGGCGUUUACUAGAAAGACCUUACUUUUAUGCGGCUCAUCUGGAAAUGCCGUAUACUACAUGGUUUUUGUUGUCAAACAGUUACGCGACCAGGUUCUGGAAAUCACUGAAACUGGACGGACUUGUCAUCGUCAUGCAGUUGAAAGAAUCAUUGAAGCUCGCUUUGAUACCGAAAGGAAAAUGCUACAGCAUUUGCAACAGAUUAGAAGCGGAAUUGCACGAAGGACAAUCGUUGGUGUUUUCGACGGACUUAUGGUUAUUCGAAUACUUACCUUCUGACAGUAAUACAAUGGCUAUUACUUUUGUGUCUGAAACGUUUAAGAAAUAA